AUGAGGAGCCCGUCGCUGGAAAAAGGGCGCUAUCAACCGUUUUAUGGAACCCAUAAGCCAAGAGGGUACUAUUCUCGCGCCAAAAAGCCAUGGAUUUUAACACUUUCCACAGCGGUGGUGUUGACCAUCGUCAUGUUGUACCUAUCUCGCUCGCCCGUGGAGCCAAACUCGCCCCCCGCAACAUAUGAUAGAACAUCUCCUGACCACCCUGUCUUACAACUCGCAAGGAACGCUCAGACUUCGUUCAACGCCACACUGGGCAGGCAGUCUAAGACUUUGAAGCAGGCAGUGCUGGAAUACAAGCGCCGAUACAAGAUGCCACCGCCUCCUGGCUUUGAUCAUUGGUACAACUUCGCCAAGGAGAGAAACACGGUUCUGAUCGAUGAGUUUGAUGUCAUCUACCAUGCACUGCUGCCGUUCUGGGGACUGAAGCCGAGUGUACUACGCGCGCGAGCCCGAGAAGACCUCGGAAAUAGCGACAAUGGCUUUAUGAGUAUCUCCAUACGAAAGGGUCGAGCGUUCUGUGCGAGUUCCACCCAGCUGUACCAGCGUGUUGGGACUAUGAGUAUCCUUGAGCCGUUUGUUAAGUGGCUGCCUGAUAUGGACUUGCCAUUCAAUGAGCAUGACGAGCCGCGAGUGGUCGUGGCACACGAAGAGUUGAGUCAGAGGGUUUCUCUCGGCAGGGAGGCGCAUGAUCGUCUGUCUCGAGUAUCGAGCCCGAGUGAUAACUAUACGGUCUCAUACCCCUUCCUUGACGAGCCACCGCCGGUCCCAGAAACACGAUACAAAUCGCUCCAAUUUCAAAACAACUGGGCUUUCUCCACUCUCUCUUGUCCUCCCGACUCGCCUGCGAGAGACCUCGAUGGAAAUGCGGUAGAUGAUGCCGCCUCGUAUGCAAUCGAACCCCUGGGGUUUAUUUACAAUCAGACAGCAUUCAGUGAUGUUUGCCAGAGUCCAUCUUUGCAGCAUCGUCUAGGCAUUUUUGAAAGUCCACAUACUUUAAAGCUCACAAAUGAGCUCAGCCCUGUGUUUUCAACCUCAAUGCCAUCCUCCUUCCAAGAUAUCCCAGUGCCAUCGACUUGGUACCAUGAGAAGAUGGCUGCGUUUGACAAAGAAACCGACUUGAGGUGGACGGACAAAGCACAUCAGCUGUACUGGAGAGGUGGAAACACAGGAGGUCAUACUGAUGAAGAUACAUGGCGAAAUACCUUGCGUCAGCGAGUGAUUGGGAAUUUAACGCACCCCAGCUCAGCACAAUACGUUCUUCGACCAAUGGAUAACUCAAUGCCAGAACAACGCACUACCAAUAGCAGCGCCAGUGGUUGGGAUAUUCGAGCAAUCCAGCCGGGGGAGUACGACAAACAUUUCAAUCUCAGGUUCACUACCAUAAGCCAUUGUGAACACAAUUGCGACUCCCAGACCCAAUUUUUCGGCGGCGAGGCUGAAGUUGAGGAGCCAAGCAAAGCCUGGAAAUAUCGUUAUUUACUCGAUAUGGAUGGCUGGGCCUACAGUGGGAGGUUUUACUCUUUCAUGAACAGCAAAAGUCUGCCUCUCAAAGUUUCCCUCUUCCGUGAAUGGCAUCAAGAUAUUUUGAUCCCAUGGGUGCAUUAUGUCCCUAUCAACAAAGAUGCCGACGAGGUUGUCGAGCUUAUCCGAUACUUCGAGCACUAUCCAACCGGAAGUCUCAUCGCGGAGAAAAUUGCAACUGAGGGUAAAGAUUGGGCAGAGCGUGCACUGAGAAACGAGGAUAUGGAAGUGUACAUGUUUCGUCUCCUCCUAGAGUAUGUGAAUCGGUGCCUCUUCCAGGAGUCUAGCUAA
This is a messenger RNA of Penicillium salamii, 1818 nucleotides long. The record is from the annotation of a GenBank genome assembly. Lineage: Eukaryota; Fungi; Ascomycota; Eurotiomycetes; Eurotiales; Aspergillaceae.